GGAUUUCAGGAAGUAAAUGGCAGUUGGACCGAAACGCUGCAGAACCGCUGCGUGAUGGAGCAGAAACCCUUCUCACAUUAGCGGAGAUUUUCAUGAUAUCGGUUCAUCUGGAGGUGUUUUAGCUGCUUGGUGGACUAAUUAGCGGGUUUAAAGCUGUAGUUUGUAUUGCCGGUGGAGUAAAACUGCCAUCUAGGUGAGUUCCUUCAUACACAAGUGUCAGGAAUGUAUACAAAUUAAUCAACCGGAAGUGACGCAUGCAGUGACAUUAGCAGUGCUGUGCUGUCAGGUGCAGGUGACACUGUAAGGUGACCCCAGGUGUGUUUUCCAGGUGUGUGAAAACCACACAGCACCAUGAUGGAGUCAUGCUUUAAUGAUAAGGUGCCCAGGGCUGAGACCAUCCUGGUAGAAGAUCUGAGGAGAGACCUUCGCUUGGAUCUGACUGAAAUCGCAGAGGCUCAGGACUCCAGCUGUUUGGACAGAGAGUUUUUACAGGUGUAUCUCCGGAUUCGGCCGUUCUCACAGGCUGAAAUUGAAAGUGGAGAAUCCCAGGACUGCAUCAACAUCCAGACUCCUGACACGGUCCUCCUGAAAGCCCCGAGGUCCUCUCUCUCAGCCCGAGGCAGUGAUAAACCCCUCCCCCAGACGGCACAGCGCUUUCAGUUCUCUCAGGUUUUUGGAGCAGACACGUCACAGAAGGACCUGUUUGACGGCACGGUGAGGAAUCUGGUCAGAGAUGUUCUGGAGGGAAGGAACUCUCUGGUCUUUACAUAUGGAGUCACAAAUGCGGGGAAGACCUUCACCUUCUUAGGACCAGAACAUGACGUAGGCGUCUUGCCGCGCUCCUUGAACAUGAUCUUCAGCAGUCUGGAGGGUCGGAUCUUCACUCAGGCCAGCGUUAAGCCUCACCGCUUUCAGGACAUCCUGAAGCUCAGUAAGGAGCAGCAGGUGGAGGAGAACAUCAGCAAACGCAACCUCCUCAGGCUCCUCAGAGAGAACGAUACUCAGAAAAACACAAGCAGCCAGAGCUCCAGCUCCAGAUCUGAAGGUUCGGACCUGGCCAAUCCCGACAGCUCGACGUGCGACAGGAGCUUUAUCACAGACACGGGUCUCCGCUCCAGGUUCUCCGUGUGGGUGUCGUUCUGCGAGAUCUACAACGAGAACAUCCACGAUUUACUGGAGCAGCCGAGCGGGACCGCGAGCCGCCGGGUCAACCUGCGCCUCUGUCAGGACACCAAGGGGAACUCGUUCAUCAAAGAUCUGCGCUGGGUGCAGGUGAACAGCUCUGAUGAAGCAUUUAAAGUCAUGAAGCUGGGCAAAAAGAACCAAAGCAUUUCAUCCACCAAACUCAACCAGCUGUCCAGCAGGAGUCACAGUAUCUUCACGGUGAGGAUUUUGAGGAUCGAGGACGUGGCCUCUCUCAGUGUGCAGUCUGUCAGUGAGUUGUCCCUGUGUGACCUGGCCGGAUCGGAGCGAUGCGGUAAAACUCAGAAUAAAGGCGAUCGACUGAAGGAGGCAGGAAACAUCAACACGUCUCUGCUCAGCCUGGGGAAAUGCAUCAACGCUCUGAAAGGCAGUCAGCAGGCCAGGCAUCACGUGCCGUUCAGGGAGAGUAAACUCACGCACUACCUGCAGGGCUUCUUCACGGGCCGCGGGAGAGCCGCCAUGAUCGUCAACAUCAACCAGUGCGCCUCCAUGUACGACGAGACGCUCAACGUUCUCAAGUUCUCCGCCGUGGCACAGAAGGUGGUGGUCCUCAGCGUUCCUGCCGUCAUCCCGUUGGUGGUGAAGAGGAGUGCGAGGGAGGUGUCCUUCAUCAUUAACAAGGCGACUCAGCGGGAGGCGAGGCGCACGUCCCUGGUGCGAUGGGAGCACAGCCGGGGAGACGGGGAUGAAGACGAGGCGUCUGAGGAGGACGAGGAAUGCCUGCUGGAGGACACUUUACAGGAGGAGGAGGAGGAGGAGGGGAAAGAGACGGUGCUGCUGGAUAAGGAGGUGUAUGAGAAUCAGCUUCUGCAGUUAGAUCAGCUGCAGGAACAGUUGAAGAUGACGAGGGCGGAGGUCGUAGCUGUGGAGGGUCGAAUCCGAGAGGAAGUGACUAAAGAGUUCUCGGAGCUUUUUACUCAGAUGCAGAACGACUACAAUGAGCGUAUCAGUAAAGAGCGGGAGAUGGUGGAGGAGAGGUGCGAGCGCCGGCUGGAGAUUUUCAAACGUUUAGUGGAGAAAACCACCAGAGAACCACAGGAGGAGGAGGAGGAGGAUCCUGCUAAAGCACAGGAGCCUCCAUUUCUAGAUGGAAUGCUCGACUCCAUGUCCUCUGACCUGGUCGGGAUUAGGAAGGAUGCUGAAUCGGCUCAGUCAUGCCUGGUGACCUGCAGCACCCGAAACGCUGUAACGCUUCGUGACCUUGAGAAAAAGGUCACGGAACUGACUGAGAAGCUCAGCGAGACACAGAAGCAGCUGGAGAGCAGAACCCAGGAGGUGGAAGCUCAGUGUGGCCUGCUCGAGGAGCUGGAGAACAUGAAGAAGAGUCGUGAGCAGAGACUCAGUGAUCUGAUAGCGAUGUGUGUGGAGAAAGAUGAUGAGAUCACUAAAGUUCAGGCAGAACUCGACCGAGCCGUAGAGGACAGGGCCAAGAACCACGCUCUGAUAAAGGACCUCCUCCAGCACAAACGCAGCUGCACAUGCUCAGAGCGCCGAACGCACCCCGAAACCCGGAAGCGCAGACAGGAAGGGGCGGGGCCUGAGGACCUCCACGGACAGCCCCCUUUAAAGAAAGGGUCUCUUAAGGACAUGAUCUCAGAAGAUCCGGAGAAAGAGGAGGAGACAUUUAUGGCUGAGGUCAAAGGGUCUCCGGGUAACGACCGAUCGAUGGCUGAGCUCAAAGGUCAGGUCGAUCGUCUUCAAACCGAGUUGCAUCAGAAAGAUGGGCGGAUCACCGAUCUGGAACGGGAACGCCAGGCUCUGGAGUCCUGCAUCCAGGAGCUGAAAUCAACGCUGGAAAAAGAGACAAGAUCCUGUGCCACGUUUCUACAAGAAACUGAGCAGAAGAUGGAGGAGGCGCAGCAGCGAACGUUUCAAUCCAUCACCACCAGGAUGAAGGAGAUGGAGGAGAAACUGGCCACUGCAGAGAAACACUGCGCUGUCUGGAGAACAUGCAAGGGACCCGAGAUCGAGCACAAAAACACGCUCAUUAAACAUCUAGAACAGGAAGUGUCCCGGCUCAUGCAGGAAGCGGGACGUUUUGACGAGGUGAAGUCCACACGUGACGAGGUCUCCAGGUUACAGAAGGAGAACGAAUGCAAAAGCGAGAGAGUGAAAAUCCUGGAACAAGAGCUGCUAGAAAACAAAGAUGUUCAGGACAACCUCCAGGCUGAGGUCAAAAAGCUGAACGGUGUCAUCAAGGAAUUGGAGGAGAAGGAAAAGGAGAGCUCACUGAAACACAACGAGAAGACCGACACUGAGCUGUGCCAGAAAAAGGCCUAUCUAGCCAAGAGAGAGGCAGAGCUUGCUGCUAAGGAGGCGGAGCUUGCUGCGGUCCAACAGGAAGCGCAGGAGUCACGGAGGAGAGAGGUGGAGAGGAGGCGAGAGCUACUGGCGGUAGCCGAGGAAGCCAUCGCUCAGAAAGAUGCAGAACUUCAGAAGCGACAGGCGGAGAUGACUAGGCUGAAGGACGAGAUGAAGUGCAGCAGUGAGAAGUUGUCGAGUCUCUCCUUAGACGUGCAGAGGAGAGAGGAUGAGUCGUCUGAUCUGAGGGAGAAACUCGUCGACUCGAAGAAACAGAUUCAGCAGGUGCAGAGGGAGAUCUGCUCCCUACGCGAUGUAGAGAAAUCUCUGAAACAGAAACUGAGUGAUGUGGAGAAGAUGAAGUCACAGCUCCAGAGCGAACUCUCGGCUCGAGAUCGCACCAUCCAGCAGCUCAAGAGCUCACGUUCUUCUGCUUCUAAGAACGAAGAUCUCGCCCAAGCUCUUAAAGAUCUGCAGGAGCGUCAGCGUGUGAUCGAGGAGAUGCGUUUGGUUCUCAGUGAGCAGGAGGAGACUCAGACUGAGAUGGACCUGGAGCUGGAGAACAGAGAAGCUCAGAUCCAGCGGCUCACAGAGGAGCUGGAGAACCUGAAAGAGCUGCUCCUCAAACAAAGGAACAGUAAACCGUUAACUCCUCAUGAGCCGGCGCACAGUGAUGACAUCACACGGGCCAAAGAGGAAGCAGCACGGGCUCAGGGUGCCCUGGAGACAGUCAAUGAGAAGCAUCAGGCCGAGCGUAAGAAGUGGGCGGAGGAAAAGCUGGUCCUGAUCUCUCAGGCAAAGGACGCAGAGGAGAGAAGGAACCAGGACAUGAGGCGUUACGCUGAGGACAGAGAGAGACACGUCCGCCAACACACUGAGAUGGAGUCGCUAAACGCCCGUCUGGCUGAGCGUGAGCAGGAGAUGGACGAGUGGAGGAAGGAGAGAGACACACUUGUCUCUGCUCUGGAGGUCCAGCUGAAGAAAUUGGUCUCCACUAUCGUAGAGAAGGACGAGCAGAUCCGGGAGCUGAAGCACACUGAUGCUCUUCAGCCAGCAGAGGAGCAAAUGAAGGAGGCGGAGCUUAAACUACUUAGAGAGCAGCUGAGAGAGAAGAAUCACACACACACUACAGAGUCAUCUACACAGACCGUUGUAGUGGAGGAGUGUGUAUCUAAGCAGACGGUGGACAGCACCACUCUGAAACACACGGGUCGAACCCGAGCCUCCGUCACCAGUCAGGGUUCCUGCAGCAGCGGCCCGUCCGUGUUGGACUCGUCUGUCAUCUCCAUGGAAACGGGUCGGUGUUCUCGGUUCCCACGUCCCGAGCUGGAGAUCUCCUUCAGUUCCCUGCAUCCCGAACGCUUCCGACUGAAACGCCCCGGAGAGACUGGAGAGAUCACGGUCAACGUCUCCCACACACAAAACACACGCAAGAGGAAGAGCAGCGAGGUGGAGAGGAAGCGACGCAGCAGCAAAAAGACCAAAGCGAGACCCUGGGCGGCUCCUCAGGAUGGAGUGGAGAGUGAGAACAGGAGGAAUGUGAGGUGUAAGAACGUUCCCAGUCUCCCUGUACACCAGGAGGAGGAGAUGUCUCCUGCUCAAGUUGGAAAAAGUUCCCAUGAUUCCCAGUUGAGUCUGAAAGGGAAAAAGGAGGGAAAGUUGCAGAAGAUUGGAGAUUUCCUGAACAGCUCCCCAACAAUCCUGGGCAGUAAAGCUAAGAGGAUUAUGGGGUUAAUGAGUGGAAGGUCUCCGGAUGAAGGCGGCGCGUCACUGAGUCUGAAACGCUCCAAACAAAAGAUUAACAUCUCCUCGCCUAUGAACAUCUCCGCUAAUCAGAUCAUCAGAGACGUGGAGGAGAAAGAGGAUCAGCUGAACAUCAAAAAGCGACUUCGCACCAAGACCCCCAAGUAGAACUUUCUCCUCCAUCAUGGGCACGACAUCAUCGCCGUGACAUCAUCAGCGCUACGACUUUCAAAACGUCCUCAGCAUCAUCCUGACAUCAUCGGUGCUACGGCAACAUCGCCGCUGUUCUGACCAUUUUUGUCAAUUACAUCACCAAUAUAAUAUCAAUGCUACGCCAUCUACGCUAUGACGCGUUGUUGCGUCAACUUCAUCAAUAUGACAUCAUCUAGGAUUAGGGUUAGUCGUUAUGAUGUCCUUAGCUCUAUUACAUCAUCAGUGUUACAUUGCUGUUGCAUUUCUGUAUAACCGGUACAGCAUUGUCAUCACAUCGACGUCAUGACGACGUUAUCACCACCAUUGCCACGCCAUCAUCACUACGAUACUAUCAUUCUUGCGUCGACGUUGUCGCUAUGAUAUCAUUUAUGCUAUGAGCUUGUUGCUACGAUAACGCAAUCACCAUGACAUCAUUGCUACCACCUUGUCAAUGUGAUAUCAACACUAUGACAUCAUUGUUGAAACGCCGUAGCUAUGAUCACAUAAUCACUACGACAUCACUACAUCAUCUCCUCCUCUCACCAGCACUUUUUUAUCCUUCCUGUUUUUAUUGCACGUUUAUCCUAAAUCACUUGGUGUUUUAUACUGUAUUAUAUAUCAGUGUUUUAUUUCUGUACCUUUUACUUCAUCAGCUUUAAAACUAAUGAUAUACAUAAAGCUACAGGGGGAAUUUCGUUUUGUUUCUAUGACGAUUGUUUAUUCAGAAUGUCUGGAUAAAUAAAUGAAUGAAUAAUCAAA
This is a messenger RNA of Silurus meridionalis, 6198 nucleotides long. It is a transcript of the gene kif20ba, whose product is annotated as kinesin family member 20Ba. NCBI's taxonomy places the organism in Eukaryota, Metazoa, Chordata, Actinopteri, Siluriformes, Siluridae. Gene Ontology annotation, cellular component: nucleus; spindle microtubule. Gene Ontology annotation, molecular function: ATP binding; microtubule binding; plus-end-directed microtubule motor activity. The transcript has 36 exons. Gene Ontology annotation, biological process: microtubule-based movement; mitotic spindle assembly. Bases 352 to 5415 code for a protein of 1687 amino acids. The record is from RefSeq and is a predicted model, not a curated record.